This is a messenger RNA of Paramuricea clavata, 12252 nucleotides long. The record is from the annotation of a GenBank genome assembly. Lineage: Eukaryota; Metazoa; Cnidaria; Anthozoa; Malacalcyonacea; Plexauridae.
AUGCAUGACAUGGUAUAUUAGCUGUGAAGUUUUUCUUUUUUAAAUUAAUUAUUCAGUCGCUUUAAUAUAUUGCUUGAAUAGUUUGAAAAGCUGAGUAAACGAUAGAAUUUAACACGUUUAAAAUACGAGUAAACAACAGCUGAAUCAUGAAAGCACUUUAAUUAUACAAAUCAUGCUUAAUGUUGUGCGGUGUCGAUGUCACAGUCGUUAGAGCAUGUUUCGUUCAUCUCUGUGACCAGGGUUUAAUUUCUGCAAUAUGCAGUUGUCUCAUUAUAAUUUCACCUCAGUCACAUGUAAGAAGAGUGCUUCCAGUUUGACUCUACCAAACACCACAGGUUUUCUCCUGGUACAUCGGUUUCCUUCUGUAGUAACACUGGUUCAAUAAGAGAGGAAGAACAGUUUAGAACUGAUAGAGCUAUCCAGUAUGAAGAAAAUUAGUUUCGUUUAGGUUUCCUCCUGUAUAGUAACAUUGGAUCAAUAAGAGAUGACCCUUACUGGACUUCUAGGAAGAACAGUUUAGAACUGAUAGAGCUAUCCAGUAUAAAUAAAGUUGGUUUAGUUUAGGUUUCCUCCUGUAGUAACACUGGAUCAAUAAGAGAUGAUCCUUACUGGACUUCUAGGAAGAACAGUUUAGAAUUGAUCGAGCUAUCCAGUAUAAAUAAAGUUGGUUUAGUUUAGGUUUCCUCCUGUAGUAACACUGGAUCAAUAAGAGAUGAUCCUUACUGGACUUCUAGGAAGAACAGUUUAGAAUUGAUAGAGCUAUCCAGUAUAAAUAAAGUUGGUUUAGUUUAGGUUUCCUCCUGUAGUAACACUGGAUCAAUAAGAGAUGAUUCUUACUGGACUUCUAGGAAGAACAGUUUAGAAUUGAUAGAGCUAUCCAGUAUAAAUAAAGUUGGUUUAGUUUAGGUUUCCUCCUGUAGUGACACUGGAUCAAUAAGAGAUGAUCCUUACUGGACCUCUAGGAAGAACAGUUUAGAACUGAUAGAGCUAUCCAGUAUAAAUGAAGUUAUUUUAGUUUAGGUUUCCUCCUGUAGUAACACUGGAUCAAUAAGAGAUGAUCCUUACUGGACCUCUAGGAAGAACAGUUUAGAACUGAUAGAGCUGUCCAGUACACUCAAUUUAGUUCAGAGUUCAUGAUUUCCUUCUGUAUUAACACUGGAUCAAUAAGGCGAUGGCCCUAAUUUGACCUCUAGGCAGUAUAAAUAAAGUUUAUGUCUUGUCUCCUCCGUUUAGUUCACGCUACGUGAUUACGAGCAGCCGUUAUUUUUGUGUGAAUUAUUUGAAAUUUCUGGUCGUCUGAUUGGUGCAGAGCAAGCAGCGUGUGAGCGAGGUAUUACCACUUCAUUUUCAUCACUGAGAUGGGGACAAGGGCGUAGCCACCCCCCCCCCCCAAACAAGUGGGUAUAGGUCCCCCACCCACGUCGACACAAAUUUUGGGACAUUUAUAUUUUGUCCGCGCUCCUAUCGCAUUUCUCAAUACCCAUCCUAAUUCUGUGUAAACAUUUCUAGCCAAGCGUACUUGUGUAGUGGAAAUUCCUCCGCCUUGGGGCGACCAGGAAGUCAGCCGAGGAAUGACGCCCUUGAAAUAUUUCCACGAUUUGAAUUUUGGUAAGUAUUUCUACAUUAUUGUGAUAUUAUUUCUGCUAGAUGUUAUUUUUGUUGCAAUUAUAAUGGAUUAUAUUUGCAAUUUAGAUUUUCAAAAGCUUGAAAUGAGUUGGGGCGUGGAUAUCGAACCUGCCUAUGCCAUGGUCAACAUAGCGUUUGGUUUGUAAAUUUUGUUCAUUUCGUUAUCAUCCAAAAAAAACCUGGUGAAACUAUCGGGCCACUUUGCCUUUGAUAAUAGUAAUAAUACCCUAUGAUAAUAUCGUUGUUUAGAGCAUAUCAAUAAAGCCAGUGUUGACCCAAGUGUUAGCUUGCCAUUUUGGGACAAGGUAAUAGCAUUGUUCAUGUCUGUUCUUAAACAGUCACUAGUCCUUACUAAUCUGACGUGUUUUGUUUCAACUAGCAGGAAAGCAUUCGAACUGUUUCAGGUAGUUGAGACACAAACCACGACAGCUUAUUGUAGAACACUACCUACACUGGACCACCACGUUUGAGAUAUCUUUUUCAGGUAGUUCAGACACAAACACCACAGUGCUCAGCUUAUUGUAGAACACUACCUACACUGGACCACCACGUUUGAGAUAUCUUUUAAUUCAGGUAGUUCAGACACAAACCACGGCAGCUUAUUGUAGAUUACUACACACACUGGACCACCACGUUUGAGAUAUCUUUUUCAGGUAGUUCAGACACAAACCACGACAGCUUAUUGUAGAAACUACCUACACUGGACCACCACGUUUGAGAUAUCUUUUUCAGGAAGUUCAGACACAAACCACGGCAGCUUAUUGUAGAUUACUACACACACUGGACCAGCACGUUUGAGAUAUCUUUUUCAGGUAGUUCAGACACAAACCACGACAGCUUAUUGUAGAACACUACCUACACUGGACCUCCCUGAUGAUAUUUCAAUGACACGCCUUUGUCUUCUCUACUUAGAUGCGGUUAUUACUUCACGGUCGACUUUCGAUGAAUAUAAAAGAAUGGCAACUGAACUGGCGAGCAACAAGAAAUCCUUAUGAUAAAUCUGAACAACUCGAGAUUGAAUGGAGAAAUGUGAGAUUUGAUUGGACCAACGGUUAGUGUACUGGAGUGCUGGUCUUAGAUUAGAGGUCAGUGGUACCAGGCGUAUUCCAUCACUCCGUCUCAUCAUUUGUUCUUACAUUGCAGCAUGUUUUGAGAUAUUUGGUGAUUUUGAUCUGUUUACUCGGACUGCGUCCAAAUACGAUGACUGCUGUGUUCUUCAUCUUCCUGCCUUGAAGUUUCGGUAAGUUUUCGCUUUAUAAAUAUCCAUCCUGCAAUCUGCUAGACUCGGUCAUUUAGAGUCUAAGGGCGCUUUCCAUUAACACGGUCAGAACGGUCAGAUUGUUGAAUGGAACACAAAACAUUUUGGCUUCCGACCUAUAUGACCGGAAAAUUUAGAUAACAUUAGAAUGAGGUCCAGAUUUUCCCAUUGGUACAGAGAAAAGAAUUCGGGUCUGACCAGUCAGGCCAUUAUAUGGAAAGCGCCCAUAGGGCGCACCUAAGAAGGUCCAUGCAUGUGUAACUGUGUGAUGUUUAUUUCUCGUAUUUUCGUCAUUUCAGUGCUGAUCUGGUAUGGCAUUGCCGCGAGGAGGGUGAUGCGAAUAAUCACUAUAACAUCAGACCAUGUGCACCUAACAAACUGCCUCAACUACCUCCUGGACAGGUAAGAGUCACUGAUUGUAAAAAAUAACCUGGACAGUUCCAUGCAUUGCCUAAUGGAGGAUAAUAACAAAUUAAAUGCACAGUUCAGCCUUUUGAAUGAUGGGUUUUAAGGCGCAUUACGACCCUUUUAAUUGAAAAAACUAGCUAGGAAAAUCAAUUAAACAUAAUUCAAGAUCAGUAAAGUCAAUGUUUUUAACAUUUUAAAACAUUUUGUAUUGUUAAAAACAUUGAGUUCAUUGGUCUUAAUUGAAUUAUGCUUAAUUGAUUUUCCUAGUUAGUUUGUUUUUUUUCAAUUGAAAGGGUUCAAAACGCUGAACUAUGCCAUUAAAUAUUACUAGACAAUAGAAAUCUACCAUUACCAUGGGACUAAAUGUUUACAAGUAAAAUGUCUCCAUUGCUGUUUAUAGCUUCACAUAUACAAGUUGACUACAUUAUUUUUAAUGAUUUUUAUCUCUUAGGUUCAUGAUUCCUAUGCUGCAUUCAGAUCACAGAACCUUAGUUUAAAUAUAUCAUUUGAAGUGGACGCUGAACGAUUAAAGGUACUGCUUUAGAGAUGGGGUUAACUGUUUUCUGUGGGUACACUUUUGUUUCCAUCCACAUACAAAGUUGUGUAUUAUCACAAUGACAAAAGCCCAGAUUGUUUGUUCGUUUGGCCUGUUUAUCUCUCUGUGUUUGGCUCACGUAGAUUCUUUCUUUCUAUGAAGGAGGACGACGUUCCCACCAUACUUCUUUACGCCAGUACAUUCAGAUGGUUUCAGAAUUUCCAGGUAUUAUUAUAACGUGAUUGAAGUUAUUAGGAUGUAAAAUAUCCAGGUUAUGUUUAUCACGAUAUUUUUCGUAUCUUAGGCUGCUGUUUGGCGGAAUGUCAGUCGUCCAAUUAAGAAAGGCUCGAUAUUCAACAGAAUCAUGCCCAAGAGAAAACCGCUAAGUCGCCACUACAGGUUGGCAAAUUAUCAAUGUCCUACAUUGUUUCCAAUUUCCAUGAAGUGCCUUAACAAUUAUGCGUGGUUCAUGUAAUAUUUCAAACCCGACUAUGAGGACUGGACUAGAUUUUAAGUCCACACAAUUUGAUUAUGUCCGAGGCGAAGCAGAGGACUGGAUCAAAAUGCGAGGACUUGAAACCUAGUCCAGUCCGAAUUGGAGGAUUUGAAAUGACAUCUCAUACGAAUAACUACUUAAUUCAUUUUGAUCCAGUCCAAGGACUGAAUUAAUUUUGAUCCAGUCCUAGGAUUGGAUCAAUGUACUUCAUCAGGUAUCCAGUAUUAUCACGUGAGCAAAAUAAAGCAAUAUGGUUGGCUAAUUUACUCAUGAAUUAUUAAUGAGUUUGAAAUUAUUACACAUCAUUUUCAUUGCAGGAAUGCUGGCCUCAGUGUUUAUUUUACUGUGGCUCAGCAACCAAGCAUGUAGGCACUUUUUGUUACCUCCGUGUGCCUGACAACAAUUUCCUAAGUUCGCUAUUAUAAUUUAUUUUCAAAAAUGUUGGCUUCAACUUAAAAUUCCCCCAGCCUAGUGUAUUUUACUGGGGUUCAGUUAUCAAGUCUAUUUCAGAACCAUCCUCAGAGAUACGAAAAACCAGUUUCAUAUUAUUCUGACACUGCAAUCGACCAACAAAAAAUUCGUUGGCUCGAGCGGGAUUUGAACUCGCAUAGAUACCCGAAGAUGCGAGUUCAAAUCCCGCUCCAGCCAACGAAUUUUUCGUUGUUCUAUUGCAGUGUCAGAAUAAUAUGAAAUCACUUACCAAGCAUUUAGGAACUUUUUGUGACCUCCUUGUACCUAACAACCAUUGUCUAAGUUCGUUAUUAUAAUUUAUUUUCAGAAAUGUUGGCUUCAACUUAAAAUUCCCCCAGCUCAGUGUAUUUUACUGGGGCUCCGUCACAAAACAUUUAGGAGCUGAGCUGAAUCUUGGCACAGGAAGCUUGAAUACAGUCUACAGAGUUGGCUUGUCAGAGUACAAGGAUGGCUUGGUUCGAAGACCGGCGGCCACCUGGACUAUAAUUAAACUGGAUAGUGAAAUUGAGGACGUCACCUGUUACGUCACAUGUGUGGAGGAGAAGGAGCCUGGGAACGAGAGUGAUGAACAGUCUGCUCCUAAUCAGGUUCGAAUAAUAUUGUAUUUAUGUGUCUUAUUUUGUACAGUAACAAUAGAAUAGACCUUCCCAAUUAUUCUCUUUUCCCAAUGGCCUCGUGUUUUGUGCUUAGUAGAGUUGAAAAUUAUUUUGUUAUUGAGCUUAAAGGCCUGUUUAAACGGAUCCAACAUUGUUGGACCAACAUCAUCCGACAAUGUUACUAUACUAGAUAUGACUGCUUCUCUUUCAAAUCUUUUUGGUUAGAUAAGCUUUACUCAAACUCUAAACCUAGUCUUGACAAAAAUAUUUGAAAAAGAAGCCGUUUGAGCCAUUAUUUCAACAAUGUUGGAUGAUGUUGGUCCAACAAUGUUGGAUCCGUUUAAACAGGGCUUAAGAACAGCAAGAAACAAAUUCUUUCAGGGAAACAUAGGAAUAUAAUCUUUAUCUGCCCCUGACAUGCUUAAAUAAGUCAACAUGGAAACGAAGGUAAAAGAGAAUAAUCGGUAAGAUCUAUUGUAUUAUUUCGUUGCCAAAAAAGUCUUACUUUUAAUCUUCCCCGAUCUUCGUUCAUCCAGAAGUUGGAAGACAAGAAUUUUAUUCAACGCAGCUAAGAUAUAAUUAGAGUAAAAUUAAUAAAUAGAGCGCAUUAAAGCAGCUAAGAAACAAUUAAGUACUGUUUAAUAAACGAUAUGAUUUCACCUCAUUCGCAUGUGAGAAGAGUGUUUCCAGUUUGACUCUCCAGUUUUCUUCUGUAUAUUUAACACUGUACAAUAAAUAUCUUCGUAUAUUUAGACGUACAUGUUCUGUAUUGUGCUGAACCUUUUUAGGAAAGUUCUGGACCUGACAAGGACGUUUUCGAACCAAAAACUUUGGAGCCAUCAAAAUUCUAUCUUGGACAUGUAGAUAGGUAUGUUUUUAGGCGUUUUGUCCAAACGCUCACUCAGGUUUUAUCCAUACUCAGAUCUUAUGAAGCUGGGUAGGACGUGGAUGAAGUUCUUGUUUAUCAAAUAGAGCAAUGUACCCUGAUGAAACUUUGCAGAAACUCUCUCUUGUCAACAUUCAUACAACUCGUCUUCUUAUUUGAGACAGCCGUAGGAGUUUCAUUUUUAUUUCAUUUAAACUUUAUUUAACGAGGCUAACACAUAAUAGUUUUACAACUAAUAAACUUGUGACCCUCGUGAUAAAGUACUGGUCUUCAUAAGGAGUUAAGGAAACUCUCACACAACUCUCACUUGUCAACGUUUGUCAACUCUUAUCCUGUUUCUAUAAAAACCUAAUGCUUUCUAUUUUUCAGACUGGUUUAUAAGCGAAAGGAAUUAAAUACUUUUGAAGAACAAACGGAAAUUGAUGGAACAAUGUCAGAUAAUUUGGAGGUAUAGUAAAUUUGAAGCAUAACGAUGAUUGUUCCGUAUUGUGAACUUGUUAAGAGGAUUAAAAAGAUGACAGCAUUAUAAUGUCAACUUAUAUAUUCUGACAGGAUUACACUCAUAAUCUAGUCUGUCAUAAUUUCCGUGGAGUAUGGACAUUGACAAAUAGAAAAUUGAGUUUUGGCCUAGUGGAAACAUACACACGAUCGCAGGUACAGUAGACUAUAGUGCAGCAUAGUUCAUUUCUCCUGGAGGUUUUUUGUCAUAGAAGUAAUCCGUUGAAACUCAAUCCCAAUUCACUUGGAUACUUUUGUUUCAUUCUAUGCUUACAUUAUCAGAACAGUGGUGACUAGGCUUGUGAGUUAUCCCACCCAAUUCACUCACAUGUAUAAUUUAAAUGCUUGGUUACCUUUGUUCCAUUCUAUGCUUACAUUAUCAGAACAGUGGUAACUAGGCAUGUGAGUUAUCCCAUCCCCAAUUCACUCACAUAUAUAAUUUAAAUGCUUGGUUAUCUUUGUUCCAUUCUAUGCUUACAUUAUCAGAACAGUGACUAGACAUGUGAGUUAUGCCACCCAAUACACUCACAUAUAUAAUUUAAAUGUUUGGGUACCUUUGUUCCAUUCUGUGCUUACAUUAUCAAAAAAAUGGUGACUAGGCAUGUGAGUUAGACCAAGCUAUAGGUAAAGUUUAAAUUUAAUUUUUUUCGUAUCAAUUCAGCAAUUGAAAAGAGAUUUAUCAGCUGAUGCUCUGAAAUUUGCUAAAGUUGACAAUAAGGUAUGAACAUCCCUGCAUUCUUCGCCAAUAUUUUUCUGUAGUGAUUUUAAAAUAUUUUUUAAUUCUUGCUAUGGAAGACCACUGCAGUGCCUGAGGCUUCCCCCGACGUCAGUACUCGGAGGGAUUCGUCAACACGUCGACUCUCGACGAGCCAAACGAAGUUGGACGAUCUUUUCACGAAAACUAUUGGUGGAAAAAUGGAGGUGAGCAACCUGUAAACAUGGAUUUUAAUAUUUCUAUGGACAGUUACGGAGAUAUUUUUGGCUGGAGUGUGAAGCGGGAUAUUUUGAGGGGAUGGACCAUUUUUCGGGGGUGGGGGACAUUUUUGGAUGGCAUUUCAUAGAGAAUUUUCCGUUUUACUGUAUUCAAAGACAAAGUGAGUACUCCUUAAGUUAUAACCAUGUUACCAUGGUCGUGUUUAACAGCUUAUAAUUAGUGCUCACUUGUCCAUUGAAAGACCUUUAAUAUUUUAUGUUUCUUUAAUAUUUUAUGUUCGACUGGCUGUCCCUGUUUCACUUACUGUGAAGACCUUUGGCAGGUUGUUCAAAAGGCGAUUAGCUUAACCCUGGGUUAACCAACAAUUCAAAGCAAACUUCCUGACAGCUUGUUUAUAAAUUUGGAAAUAUUUUUUUAGAGAUCUUGUCUGGAUCGGUAGGAGUUUUCUUCUCUGAAGUUUUGUAAUGAACAGACGUGCAGAAAUACAGAAACUAAAACGUCCCCUUGUAUUUAUUUUUCCAGGGGGGUGACGAUGCAGAUGUACCUGGGUCCAGACCUCGAUCAACUACAAGUGAUGUCUUACUCGAUAAACUGGUCUCGGAGUCUGCUGAUUCUUCGAAAUUUUAUGUUCAAACAGAGGAGGUACGGACUUUGGUGGAAAUAGUGGGGGAGGUGGAAAAAAUUUCGGUGCAGUGGUGUAGCUUACAACACCCAUGGAAAGUUAGGGCUUAGAACAUAGAUAUCUUAUAUACACUAGAUAGUGCAUCUAAUUAUUGUGCAAUUCAAAAAUUGAAACCGUGAUUGCAGUCUCAGGUCGUUCCCAUGAAAUGAGAAGAUUCGUAUGUUUCCUAUUUCUUAAACAGGGAACUUAAAGAUUAAGUUAACCCUAUUCCAAAUACAUUUUUAAACUAUUCAAAUGAUGAAAGUUAUUGUUGUUUUUUUAAGCGUUUAUUAGCGAGUGGGAAACUCCGAUAUGGCCGCCAUCUAUUCAAAUGGGGGUAACCGCUGGAAUAUUCUUGGCUUCAAUUUUACUAAAAGAGAUGCGCUAUCUAGUGUAUAUAAGAUAUCUAUGGCUUAGAACGGGCCAAAGUCAAGAGACGUGUGUAUGUAGUGUACAUAUGUAUCAGUGUAUUAAUGAAUUAUUAUUCUUCGUGUCCUGCUUCGUGGUCGUAUUCUUCUUGUUCGUAUUUCGUUUUCUCCAACUGCUACUUCAUUUCUUUAUUUUUUAUUUAGGGUACAACUGACGAGACGCAAUCAGGUGGCUAUGCCCUCUGUAACUCCGAGGACGUACAUGAACAACGAUGGCAUUGUAAGUCAACCUAAACUGACUUUAUUUAUACUGGAUAGCUCUAUCCGUUCAAACUGUUCUCUUUAGAAAUCCAGUAAGAGUCGUCUCUUAUUGAUCCAGUGUUAAUACAGGAGGAAACCUAAACUAAACUACUGUAACUUUAUUUAUACUGGAUAGCUGUAUCCGUUCUAAACUGUUCUCUCUAGAAAUCCAGCAACAGUCAUCUCUUAUUAAUCCAGUGUUAAUACAGGAGGAAACCUAAACUAAACUACUGUAACUUUAUUUAUACUGGAUAGCUGUAUCCGUUCUAAACUGUUCUCUCUACAAAUCCAGCAACAGUCAUCUCUUAUUAAUCCAGUGUUACUACAGGAGGAAACCUAAACUAAACUAACUUUAUUUAUACUGGAUAGCUCUAUCAGUUCUAAACUGUUCUUCCUAGAGGUCCAGUAACAGUCAUCUCUUAUUGAUCCAGUGUUACUACAGGAGGAAACCUAAACUAAACUAACUUUAUUUAUACUGGAUAGCUCUAUCAAUUCUAAACUGUUCUCCCUAGAGGUCCAGUAAGGAUCAUCUCUUAUUGAUCCAGUGUUACUACAGGAGGAAACCUAAACUAACUUUAUUUAUACUGCAUGGAUAGCUCUAUCAGUUCUAAAAUGUUCUCUCUAGAAAUCCAGCAACAGUCAUCUCUUAUUAAUCCAGUGUUACUACAGGAGGAAACCUAAACUAAACUAACUUUAUUUAUACUGGAUAGCUCUAUCAGUUCUAAACUGUUCUUCCUAGAGGUCCAGUAAGAGUCAUCUCUUAUUGAUCCAGUGUUACUACAGGAGGAAACCUAAACUAAACUAACUUUAUUUAUACUGGAUAGCUCUAUCAGUUCUAAACUGUUCUCCCCAGAGGCCCAGUAAGGACAAUUUAGUAUUGGUCCAGUAUUAGUAGUAUUACUACAAAACAAAAUGGGAUUACCUUAAGGAAAACUUCGAAUUUUUUCUUUAGUUGAAUUCGUAAACUCUCAAGUGAUGUUAAAAGGCAUUGAAAACUCUGGCUGCCUGCUGGUCACUGCGGGUAAUGCCGAGGUUCUCAAUCGUUUACAUCGUCCUACGCAGAGUGGAAGAAAGCUGCUGAAUAAGAAAACAUGGGUCGGACAUUUGGAAAAUAUGCAGGUAUCGUUCUUUUCGAAAGUAUUCAUAAAGUUGGAUAGAACUAAACUAGAGUACUCAUUCCAAUAACAAAAGUCUCUGUUUCUCUCAGUAUUUUUGUACAGUGGGUUCAAAUGAAGAUAUCACGAACACAGACAACUUGUGGUUAGACUCGAGCACGAUUCAAGCUCGACGUAAAAACACGGGAAUUGAUCUAACUGACCUGAGCUCCGUGCUGGGUACUGGUGACUGUAUUGGAUCUCUAGUUGAUAACAUGGUAGCGACGAACACGAAGUUACAGAGAAUUGUUUCCAGGUGUGGAUGUCAGUUUUAUUACGCUAGUUUUGACGACGAACUGGAAGAUGGAUUAGAGGCAGUUCCUGCUUCCAAUACGGUGAGAAAAUAACUUGGUACAAUUGUCAAUACUGUACUGUCAUUUGUCAUAGUUAGAAUUGCUUGUGCAUAAUAAAAUUUACUUUUCAUAAGAUUAUUUCACUCGCUUUCAGCACACAUGAGCUGCGAAAGAAUUUGAUUGGCAGUGAACUUACUACAGUAAAACUCUUGUUUAUACUUAACUGAAAACUAUAUAAAUUUAGGGAUAGUAACUUUGGCUGAAUUUUUCUGGCAAAUCUACCUGUACUUGCGGACUUUGCCCGUCAUGAUUGAGCUUGCUGGAGUCUCUUUUGUCUGUGGACAUUUCUUACAUUUUUAUUUUCUUUUUAGCCUGCCCCGUCACCAUCUUCAAAACUUCGUGAUAAUCAAAGUGCCUGGGAUCCAGUGAACACCUUCACUCUCAAGCAUCCUGUGUUGGAGAUCUGCAUUAAUUCUGUACGUCACGGUAUCGGAGUACACUAGACUGACCUUUUCAAUACUAUAUAGCUCUAACAGUUCUAAAUUUUACUACAGGAGGAAACCUAAACUAAACUAACCUUAUUUAUGCUGGAUAGCUCUACCAGUUCUAAACUGUUCUUCCUAGAGGUCCAGUAAGGAUCUUCUCUUAUUGAUCCAGUGUUAUUACAUGCAGGAAACCUAAACUAAACUAACCUUAUUUAUGCUGGAUAGCUCUAUCAGUUAUAAAGUGUUCUUCCUAGAGGUCCAGUAAGGAUCAUCUCUUAUUGAUCCAGUGUUAUUACAUGCAGGAAACUUAAACUAAACUAACCUUAUUUAUGCUGGAUAGCUCUAUCAGUUCUAAACGGUUCUUCCUCUGUUUACUUUUAGGCACAAUACGCUCUCAUUCUUGAUAUCGUUAGCAACGUACUGCUGUACACAGAACCACAGAAGAAGGUAUAGGAUAUACGACUGUUGAUUUCCCGCUUUUUUCCUGCAUCACGAGCAUAAGUUUAGUCCGGACGUUUCUUCUGUUACAGGAAGUGUCCGAACUUGAACAACGCAUGGGUUUCUACUUCCAACUAAGUACGCCCGAAGAUUUGAAAGGAACCAUUCUUCAUGCACAGAAUACUGUCAGGUAUGAACCAGAAUAAUGUCCGGGGACUAGAUUGAAUAUAUUAUGAAGUUCUAUUAUUUCUUUUCACUUAGUGAGUUGCUCACGCGUGUACCACGAACACGAAAAAUAAACACGCAACUAGACCCAGACCUCUCACGGUCACCUACCUCUCGUUCAUCCCCUUCAGCCACAACCUUGAACUUAUCUGUCUCAAGUUCCUUUUCCUUUGGUGGCCAUGUCAUCUCCCGAGGGAGACUUUUAAUUAUACUUAAAUCACAUUUUCAGACAACCCCCCCCCCCCUGCCAAGUUAUCACUGUUGUGAUAAAGUAAUUGUAUGUGAGUGAAUUGGGUGGAAUUGCCACUGUUCUGAUAAUGUCUAUAGUAGUUUCUACUGUUCUGAUAAUGUAUUAAAAUAUAGAAUGGAGCGAAGGUAACCGAGCUUUUAAGAUGAUAUAAACCCAUGUUAAGCGAUUAGAUUUAUUUACCAAGGAAAAAUAGUUCUUCCGUAUCACACUUCCGUAUCACGAAAACUGUUCGAAGUCAUCUGAAGUUUAAUUGUAUCUCUUCCAGGGCUUGUCUCAUGCGUCUGAAUGAACUGCGUCGUGCUUUGUAUAAUUUAAAUGAAAUAAUGAAAGAAAAGGAAAGAAUGGAAACACCGGAUGCGGAAAUUGGAGA